AUGGAGGCGGAGCCGCCGCUUUACCCGGUGGCGGGGGCCGCGGGGCCGCAAGGCGCUGAGGACCGGCUCGGAGUCCCCGACGGGCCCGAGGCCCCGCUGGACGAGCUGGUGGGCGCGUACCCCAACUACAACGAGGAGGAGGAGGAGCGCCGCUACUACCGCCGCAAGCGGCUCGGCGUGCUCAAGAACGUGCUGGCGGCCAGCGCGGGCGGCAUGCUCACCUACGGCGUCUACCUGGGCCUCUUGCAGAUGCAACUGAUCCUGCAUUAUGACGAGACCUACCGCGAGGUGAAGUACGGCAACAUGGGGCUGCCCGACAUCGACAGCAAGAUGCUGAUGGGCAUCAACGUGACGCCCAUUGCGGCCCUGCUCUACACGCCGGUGCUCAUCAGGUUUUUUGGCACCAAGUGGAUGAUGUUCCUGGCUGUGGGCAUCUAUGCCCUCUUUGUCUCCACCAACUACUGGGAGCGCUACUACACACUUGUGCCCUCAGCUGUGGCCCUGGGCAUGGCCAUUGUGCCCCUUUGGGCCUCCAUGGGCAACUACAUAACCAGGAUGGCCCAGAAAUACUAUGAGUACUCCCACUACAAGGAGCAGGAUGAGCAGGGCCCCCAGCAGCGCCCACCACGGGGCUCCCAUGCACCUUACCUCCUGGUCUUCCAAGCCAUCUUCUACAGCUUCUUCCAUCUGAGUUUUGCCUGUGCCCAGCUGCCCAUGAUCUACUUCCUGAACCACUACCUGUAUGACCUGAACCACACGCUAUACAAUGUGCAGAAUUGCGGCACUAACAGCCAGGGCAUCCUUCUCGGCUUCAACAAGACGGUUCUGCGAACGCUACCGCGGAGCCGAAACCUCAUUGUGGUGGAGAGCGUGCUCAUGGCGGUGGCCUUCCUGGCCAUGCUGCUGGUGCUGGGCCUGUGCGGAGCCGCAUAUCGGCCCACGGAGGAGAUCGACUUGCGCAGCGUGGGCUGGGGCAACAUCUUCCAGCUGCCCUUCAAGCACGUGCGCGACUUCCGCCUGCGCCACCUCGUGCCCUUUUUCAUCUACAGCGGCUUCGAGGUGCUCUUUGCCUGCACUGGUCUCGCGCUGGGCUACGGCGUGUGCUCGGUGGGGCUGGAACGCCUGGCGUACCUCCUCGUGGCUUAUAGCCUGGGCGCCUCGGCCUCCUCGGCCCUGGGCCUGCUGGGGCUGUGGCUGCCACGGCCGGUGCCCCUGGUGGCUGGGGCUGGACUGCACCUGCUGCUCACUCUCAGCCUCUUCUUCUGGGGCCCCAAGCCCCGGACCCUGCAGCACAUCUGGACCCUCUACGCAGUAGCCGUGCUCUGGGGUGUGGGCAGUGCCCUCAACAAGACUGGGAUCAGCACACUCCUGGGAAUCCUGUAUGAGGACAAGGAGAGGCAAGACUUCAUCUUCACCAUCUAUCACUGGUGGCAGGCUGUGGCCAUCUUCACCGUCUACUUGGGCUCAAGCCUGCCCAUGAAGGCUAAGCUGACGGUGCUGCUGGUGACCCUGGUGGCGUCCGCCGCCUCAUACCUGUGGAUGGAGCAGAAGCUGCGGCGGGGCGUGGUCCCGCGCCAGCCCCGCAUCCCUCGGCCCCAGCACAAGGUGCGCGGCUACCGCUACCUGGAGGAGGACAACUCGGACGAGAGCGACGCGGAGGGCGAGCGCGGCGGCUGCGGAGGCGGCGGCCGUGGGGACUGCGCGGAGGAGGAGGCGCCGCCCGCGGGGCUACGACCCGGCCCGGAACCAGCCGGUCUCUACCGCCGGCCCUGCCCCUACGAACAGGCGCAGGGAGGCGAUGGGCCAGAGGAGCAGUGA
This is a messenger RNA of Rangifer tarandus platyrhynchus (Svalbard reindeer), 1818 nucleotides long. The record is from the annotation of a GenBank genome assembly. NCBI's taxonomy places the organism in Eukaryota, Metazoa, Chordata, Mammalia, Artiodactyla, Cervidae.